AUGUCUCUCUCAUCUACUACAAACGAUACCCAGCAGCUCGCGCUCAUUCACGGGCGUAACGAUCAACGCCUCAAACAGCAAGGCGAUGGGAAAGUGCAACUCGCCUUCGCUCGCGAUGUCAAGAAUUCUCUUUUGUUCCAAUAUGAUUGGGGGGAGCUCCUCUCCGCUGCUCCUCUCGCCCUUUAUCUAAUUGGCUCAUGUUACGUGGCGGCAACGUCGCCGCUCGCGCGCGGGGUUUCUCUCAGCGACGCCGUGCCAAAGGACGGAUUCAAAUAUCUACAGCAUGAUAUGCUCAAAGCAUGUCUGGUCCAAAUUUCGAACGCGGGUCAGAAGGCUUUUCUUAUAACCGAGAAAAACAUGACUCUCAUCAAUAGUACUUCAAAUUCAUUGAGCGGAUAUAUGCAAUCAAUCUCCAACCAUCUCCCUGAAUUGCCUGCGCCUGCUGCAGAAUAUGCACUCAAAGACAAGCUGCAGUUGAUGAAAGAUGGCUCCAAUGCCUGUCUUGACUAUGCGCGAACCAUAGAGAGGGCGUUUAAUGAUUGGCUGGACAUCGUACGCGAAUUAUAUGAAGUCACCGUGAGCAAGGAAGAGAAGAUCAGUUUGGCCCACUACGAACACAAGGUCGACAUUGAUGGAGUAUCGCUCGAGGCGGAAUUGACACAGACAGAUCUCAGUCAUGCGCAGGAGACUGCAAAGGAUCUGAAAAAACAGCUGGAUGAAUCUCGUGAGAUGUUCAAAAAGGCUGCAGAUGCGAUGCCGAGCGCGUGGGGAGCUGUCGCCCUCAACUUCAUUGACAGUCUCCACACUUCUGCUACAACAAUUGUCUCCCAGGCAAUACCAUCAGGAGGUCGCAAUGCAGACGCUCUUCCGAAAGCUCACGCGAAACUCUGGCAUCCAAAGACAGUUCCGGAUGACAGCAAUGACCCAGCAUAUCCUGCAGCCGUCGUCUGCUCUGACAUGCUGAUCACAUUGAGCACGAUGCUUGAUACCAAUCCAGAAGACGGGCCUGAUUGGCAAAGCUUCAUUCCGAAAGAAGAUUCGGGCAUGAAGUCUGGUUUGACUUGCGUGAAGGUGACACUCAAACAUCAAAUUGACAAUGUCCAAUGGACGGAGGCCGCGCCGAGCAUCGAACUGCGCUCCGCUAUCAGUUACACGUUGGCCGUUAUUGAUGAGCUGGAGAAGUUCGUACCGAAGGAUCAUGAACUUGUAUCCGCGACGCAAAAACCCGACGCUCAAGUAGUUCGCAAAUGGCAAAGCGUAGUCUCCGAAGCAAAUGCGAAGGUCAUGAAAAUGUCGACGUUCGCACGCAGCAUGCCCGGCGGAGCCCCAACAAGCUUUCAAUUAUCGAGCAUGCCUAAAACCUCACCGUCAACCGUAGAUCCAACUGCUCAACGGUCCGCUUUGUCCGCGGCUCAACACAAGCUGAGCAUGACACAAGCAGCGUAUAUUUCCUCUCAACAGAAUCAUACGGAAGCCAGCUCUCAGGUCGUCAAAGUCGAAGCAAAGCUUGCUCGUGUCAAGGCAAAUCUCCAGAAGCUGGAGAAACAACAUAUGACUAUGGUGAGUGCAACAUUCAAAAAGAUUCUGACCCAAUCCAUCGGCACUCUGAUACAAAUGAAGGCUCAGAUAACGAAUCUUGUCUUAUUUUUCAAUGCACUGUCUGCCAUGGUCGAGCAUGUUGUCAGUCAAAACAUCAAAGACUUCAUACAGCAAGUUGAUUCAGCAACUAGGGUGCUCAUGGGUGGCAUGUCGCUGCUGGACGUUUCUCGCCAGGAGUUGUAUAACAUAUCCGUGAUGUGUCAAGCGUACUUCUCUCUGUUCAAGAGUGUUUCGCAAAUGUACCUUCAGAUAUCGCGACAGUACAUCAUUCCGGGAGUAGCUCUUUGCGAUGAGCUCAGCCUCAGCAUUGAAGGAGACGACGACAAGAUAGCAGCAGCUGUUGCCACACGGACGAAGAAACUUGGAGAAUAUUCCGACAAUGCACAGGGCGCGAUACGCGCAAUGAUUACAAAGAAUAAAGAGCAGGUUGCAGCGUCGCUAGAGAACCGGGUACGAGUUGUCGCAGAGGAUCUCAAAAUGCUGCCUAAUCUGCAACCGAAUAUGGCCAAAGCCAUCACAGAGGGCUCAGAGAUGCUUACUUCUGCGGUGCAAAAAGGCCUUGACAACUACACUCCUCCAGCUAUCGCGGCGGCUGAAAGUAUAUCUUUCGACCUCAGUGUAAGUCGUACCUGCAUCGUGCAACGUUAG
This is a messenger RNA of Laetiporus sulphureus 93-53, 2247 nucleotides long. RefSeq lists its product as uncharacterized. NCBI's taxonomy places the organism in Eukaryota, Fungi, Basidiomycota, Agaricomycetes, Polyporales, Laetiporaceae. The transcript is spliced from 11 exons. Bases 1 to 2247 code for a protein of 748 amino acids. The record is from RefSeq and is a predicted model, not a curated record.